AGCAACUCAGCCCUGAGAGUAGGGCACUGCCUGCAUGGGACACCAUGUUCUCAUGGAGCCCCACGGCAGCCCUGCUGGGAUCUUGCAGUGUGAAAUAUACCUCCUGCUCUUAGCAGGUUCUUGUUCUGGACUGAAGGUUACAGUGCCAUCACACACUGUCCAUGGCAUCAGAGGUCAGGCCCUCUACCUCCCUGUGCACUAUGGCUUCCAUACUGUGGCAUCAGACAUCCAGAUCAUAUGGCUGUUUGAGCGACCCCACACAAUGCCCAAAUACUUAUUGGGCUCUGUGAAUAAGUCUGUAGUUCCAGACUUGGAAUACCAGCAUAAGUUCACCAUGAGGCCACCCAACGCAUCUCUGCUCAUUAACCCGCUGCAGUUUGAUGACGAAGGUAAUUACAUCGUGAAGGUGAACAUUCAAGGAAAUGGAACUCUAUCCUCGAGUCAGAAGAUACAAGUCACUGUUGAUGAUCCUGUCAAAAAGCCAGUGGUGCGGAAUCAUCCUUCCACUGGGGCUGUGGAGUACGUGGGAAACAUGACCCUGACGUGCCAGGUGGAAGGCGGCACCCGGCUAGUUUACCAGUGGCUAAAAAAUGGGAAGCCUGUUCGUACCAGUGUCACCUAUUCUUUUUCUCCCCAAAACAACACCCUUCAUAUUGCUCCAGUGACCAAGGAAGACGUUGGGAAUUACAGUUGCCUUGUGAAGAACCCUGUCAGUGAAAUGGAAAGUGAGAUUGUUACACCAACCAUAUACUCAAAACCCUACUUCUUGAAGAUCAAGGAUGCAGUUAGUAAUUUGGUUCACUAUAGAACUUCAUAUACAAUCCAAAGACUGGAGAAGUUUGCACAAAAAGCAAAAUCAUUGUCACCUUUAGCAGUUAUAACAGGAAUAUCACUAUUUUUGAUUGUAUCUAUGUGUUUUCUCUUCAUAUGGAAAAAAUAUCAUCCCUACAGAGUCAUAAAACAGAAGCUAGAAGGCAGGCCAGACACAGAAUACAGGAAAGCUCAAACAUUUUCAGGCCAUGAAGAUGCUCUGGAUGACUUCGGAAUAUAUGAAUUUGUUGCUUUUCCAGAUGCUUCUGGUGUUUGCAGGAUGCCAAGUAGGCCUGUUCCCAGCCCUGAUGCUGUAUCAGGGCAGGAUGUACAAAGCACAAUUUAUGAAGUUAUUCAGCACAUCCCUGCCCAGCAGGAAGACCAUCAAGAGUAA
Octodon degus (degu) is the source of this 1204-nucleotide messenger RNA. It is a transcript of the gene Hepacam2, whose product is annotated as HEPACAM family member 2. NCBI's taxonomy places the organism in Eukaryota, Metazoa, Chordata, Mammalia, Rodentia, Octodontidae. The record is from RefSeq and is a predicted model, not a curated record. Bases 35 to 1204 code for a protein of 389 amino acids. The transcript is spliced from 9 exons.